Messenger RNA from Cladophialophora yegresii CBS 114405, 3450 nucleotides. RefSeq names its product hydroxymethylglutaryl-CoA reductase (NADPH). The coding region runs from base 1 to 3450 and encodes 1149 amino acids. Gene Ontology annotation, cellular component: endoplasmic reticulum membrane; peroxisomal membrane. Gene Ontology annotation, biological process: coenzyme A metabolic process; ergosterol biosynthetic process; isoprenoid biosynthetic process. Lineage: Eukaryota; Fungi; Ascomycota; Eurotiomycetes; Chaetothyriales; Herpotrichiellaceae. Gene Ontology annotation, molecular function: protein binding; hydroxymethylglutaryl-CoA reductase (NADPH) activity. The record is from RefSeq and is a predicted model, not a curated record. The transcript is spliced from 3 exons.
AUGGUCCGAGGUUCGAAUCUCCUCCCCAAACAACUUCGCUCUCUGGGCAAAAGUGACGGCUGGCUGAAUCGCACGGUUACCUCCAAUCUUCUGGCCAUUUCGAGUCUGGCAUGUGCGCAUCCCAUUCACACGGUCGUUGCAAUUGCUUUGUUCGCAAGCACCUCCUACGUGGGCCUGUUGCAAGAGAGCUUAUUCGACAGCGGGCUCAAAUCUCUCCAGCACAACGGAAAGGUGGAUGUGGAGGCCCUCCUGCAAGGAAGCAGGACAUUGGAGCUGUCGGAGAAGACUGCAUGGAAAUGGCAGUUCCCAGAAGACUCCAGUAUCCCCCGGGUCUCGCUGGGUCCCCACCACUAUGCGAUCUCAACCUUUGUCUUCCCAGACUCUUCCUCGAAUCAGCUGGCACCUGAAGUCAGUGCCGUUUCCAUUCCGGCUAAUGUGACGGCCACCAACAUCCCGACUACCUCGAACCUGCUCUCGCCCAUAUCCCACGACACCUCGCUCGCCUUCUACACAUCCUUCUCCGAACUCCCCGACUUCCUGAGAGCCGCACAAGAGCUUCCGGUGCAACAGGCAAAGUCGGGGGAACAAAGACAACCUUCAUGGUUCAUGAAAGCUGCUCGCCUGAGUGGCAAUGGAGCGCGUGGGGCCUACACAACGUGGUUCCGGGAAGGAUGGACGUCUUUUGUCGAUUUGCUCAAGCAUGCUGAAACGCUGGACAUCAUCAUAAUGUCUCUCGGUUACCUGUCGAUGCAUCUCACCUUUCUCUCGCUGUUCGUCUCCAUGAAACGUCUCGGUUCCAAUGCUUGGCUGGCGGUAUCAGUGCUCUUCUCGAGCCUGUUUGCCUUCUUAUUUGGACUGGUAACUACAACAAAACUUGGUGUUCCGGUCAACAUGGUCUUGCUGUCGGAAGGGCUGCCUUUUCUCGUGGUUACAGUGGGCUUUGAGAAGUCAAUCAUUCUCACAAAAGCUGUUCUGUCCGCCUCAUACGAUAAGAACUGGCGAAGCUUGGAGAACGGCUCUGCUAGUGGCAGUGUUAAUGGUCCAGUGGUCGCUCCUAACUCGCCCAGCUCCAUCCAAGACGCGAUCCAGAUUGCGGUCAGGGAGACCGGAUUUGAGAUUGUGCGAGACUACACUAUUGAAAUCGCCAUUCUUAUUCUGGGCGCGGCCUCAGGCAUUCAAGGGGGUCUACGACAAUUCUGUUUUCUAGCGGCAUGGAUCUUGGUGUUUGACUGUCUCCUCCUCUUCACUUUCUACGCGACCAUCCUUUGCAUCAAACUCGAGAUCAAUCGCAUCAAACGCCAUGUCGCUCUACGCAAAGCUCUCGAAGAGGAUGGCAUCAACCACCGUGUUGCCGAAGACGUUGCCACGAACAACGACUGGCCCGCUGGACAGUCCGGUCAAGCAGCAGGGUUCAACAUCUUCGGCCAGAAGAUCAAAGCCAACAGUGUGCCCAAAUUCAAGAUCUGGAUGGUCACUGGUUUUGUCAUUAUCAACCUGGUCAACCUCUGCACAAUCCCAUUCCGGACAGCCAAAACAACAGGUGCCGCCAUGCCAAGCGUCCUGACUCCUGCACCCAUUGAUCCCUUCAAGGUCGCAGAAAAUGGCCUGGAUGCCAUUUAUGUGACAGCUAAGAGUCAGAAGCAAGAGACCUAUGUUACCGUGCUUCCUCCCAUCAAGUACGAGCUCGACUAUCCCCACCUUCCCCGUGCGGACACAACAGACGACCUCGGCUUCUUCGAUACGGACUAUACUGACCAGCUGCUGAACGUUGUGGGCGGCCGUGUAAUCGAAGGCGUUUUGAGUAGCCUGGAAGACCCUGUUCUCAGCAAAUGGGUUUUGAUUGCUCUUACUCUGAGUCUAAUACUAAACGGCUACCUUUUCAACGCCGCACGUUGGAGCUUGAAAGAGCCACAAUCCGCCACUAGUUCACCAGCCGCACAAAGGGCACCUGAGCUUGAGCUGCCCGUGACACCGAGACCUCGACGAACCACUCUCACGGCGCCAGUUCACUCUGAGAGGUCGCCGGUAGAACGGGAGCAGAUGCUCAAAGAAAAGAAGGCCGCGUAUUUGACCGAUGAGGAACUGAUCGACUUGUCGCUGAAGGGUAAGAUCCCCGGUUAUGCGAUCGAGAAGACCUUGGAGAACCCGGAAGUCAUGAGCCGGCGAGAAGCAUUUGUGCGAGCGGUGAAGGUUCGAAGAGCAGUUGUGUCACGCACCCCGGCAACAAAACAUGUGGCAGCUGGUUUGGAAAUCUCGAAAGCUCCAUACAAGGACUACAACUACGAGCUCGUGCAUGGCGCCUGCUGUGAGAAUGUGAUCGGCUACCUGCCUCUUCCCCUCGGCGUUGCUGGACCUAUCAUAAUCGACGGCCUUCAAUAUUUCUUGCCAAUGGCCACGACCGAGGGAGUGUUGGUAGCUAGCACCAGCCGUGGUUGCAAAGCCAUCAAUGCUGGUGGGGGUGCAGUUACCGUUGUUACUGGUGAUGGAAUGACCAGGGGACCGUGCGUCGGUUUUCCUACGCUCGUCAGAGCCGGCGAAGCAAAAGUGUGGCUCGACUCCGACGAAGGCCAGCAGAGGAUGCGUGAAGCAUUUAACUCUACCAGCCGAUUUGCUCGACUGCAGUCGAUGAAGACGGCCAUGGCGGGGACGUAUCUCUACAUUCGAUUCAAGACGACGACAGGUGACGCUAUGGGUAUGAAUAUGAUCUCGAAGGGAGUAGAGAAAGCUUUGUCUGUGAUGGCAACCGAGUGUGGCUUUGAGGACAUGUCGACAAUUACCAUAUCAGGCAACUACUGCACCGACAAAAAGCCAGCGGCGGUGAAUUGGAUUGAUGGCCGAGGGAAAGCCGUGGUUGCUGAGGCCGUCAUUCCAGGAGACGUGGUUCGCAAUGUUCUGAAGAGCGACGUGGACGCACUCGUCGAACUCAAUGUGUCCAAGAACCUGAUCGGCAGUGCGAUGGCCGGGAGCAUAGGAGGUUUCAACGCUCACGCCUCGAAUAUUGUCACGGCAAUCUUCCUGGCCACGGGCCAGGAUCCGGCGCAAAACGUGGAGAGCUCUAACUGCAUUACCAUCAUGAAGAACCUCAACGGAAACCUCCAAAUCAGUGUGUCGAUGCCGUCAAUCGAGGUUGGCACCAUUGGCGGAGGCACCAUCUUGGAAGCCCAAUCAUCGAUGCUGGAGAUGCUCGGAGUGCGAGGAUCACACCCGACAAAUCCGGGCGAUAAUGCUCGAAGAUUGGCCAGGAUCGUCGCAGCAGGCGUGCUUGCAGGCGAGUUGAGUCUCUGCAGUGCUCUUGCAGCAGGUCAUCUGGUAAAAGCACACAUGGCACACAAUCGAAGCGCGGUGCCUACUCGGGCCACAACGCCCGUCUCAGCAGCGGUCGAGCCCUUCCUUCGAGCACAGACCGGACCAUCAAUACCGUCUUCCCUCAAAAUGACGACCGGCAAAUGA